UCUUUUGUUUGUAGAUGGAUAAUGUUUUGAUUGAUGACAGAAUUGCUUUGGUGCUUUUGGUACUUUGCUAAUCCUGUCUUUUGGUCGUAGAUGGAUAAUGCUUUGAUUGACGACCGAAGGAUACAUGUGGAUUUUAGUCAAAGUGUCUCAAAACUUUGGAACCAGUACAGGCGCAGAAAUAACCAACCUGGUAAAGAGAGAGGCUGCUUCAAAUGUGGUGCUCUUGAUCACAUUGCAAAGGAUUGCACAGGGCAGCAAGCUCCCAAAUAUAUCUUAAAGGAAGAUAACAGACAGCAUGGUGGAUACAGUGACUCUAGGUAUGAAAUGGUAUUUGACGGGGACACUCCGGAAAAUCCCAGACGGGAAAAGCGACAUCGAGGCCAUGAUCCAGAUGACCGCAUGGAGAAACCCAAAAUGAAUAGGCAGAGUUAUGACAGGAAAGAUAGGGAUCAAGAAAAGAAAGAAUCAAGAGAUAGGCACAGGGAAAGUGACAGAACCAGGGAUCACAGAGAAGACCGCAAUGAUCAAGAUGGUGGAUGCAGAAGAGACCAGGAGCAUUUUGACGAACGAAGGUCAAAGGAAAUGCAUAUGGAGAGACGAGGAGAGAGAAAUGAUCAGAGAAGAGAUGAUCGGGAUUACAGAAAGAGUUCAGAUACUGAUCGCUACAGAGACAAAAGGGAUGAUAGCCGUGCAGAAAGGAGAGAUAUCGGAGACUAUAGAAAGAGAAAUGCUGAAAUUGAUGGUCGUGGAGGUAGGAGAGAGGAUGUAGAUUAUAGAAAGAGAAGCGGUGAUGGUGAAAUCGGCGAGGACAGGAGGGAGAGACGAGACACGUGGAAGGAACAAACUUAUAGAAAGGAUGAUGAAGAUGAAGAUAGUUAUAGAAGACGAGAAAAUAGACGUGCAGGUGCAGAAAGUAACGAUGAUCAUGAUCGUCAUAGAAGACAUGGAAGUAAGGAUGAUCACAGAAGGGACCGAGGUGACAGAAGAAGAUGA
Pistacia vera is the source of this 993-nucleotide messenger RNA. RefSeq names its product peptidyl-prolyl cis-trans isomerase CYP59-like. Bases 91 to 993 code for a protein of 300 amino acids. The record is from RefSeq and is a predicted model, not a curated record. The transcript is spliced from 3 exons. Lineage: Eukaryota; Viridiplantae; Streptophyta; Magnoliopsida; Sapindales; Anacardiaceae. Gene Ontology annotation, molecular function: zinc ion binding; nucleic acid binding. Gene Ontology annotation, cellular component: nucleus.